AUGGCGACGAUGAGGAUGCCGACGAUGACGAUGACGAAGACGAGCGAGGAGGAGGAAGACAAGAAGGGAGCCAAAGGGAAGAAAAAAGGUGGGAAGAAAGGGAAGGACGAAGAAGAGGAUGAGGAGGAAGGAGGCAAGGGUGAUAAAGGAGCCACGGGCAAGAAGGGAGCCAAGGGGAAGGGGAAGGCUAAAGAGGACGACAAGAAGAAGAAGAAGAAGGGAGGAGGUAGCAGCUCAUCCAACUCUGACGAGGAAGACUCCAUGUCGGAGGGUGAGAUGGCCAAGCUGAUGGAGGAGGUGGAGGAGAAGAAGAAGCUCAUCGCCACCAUCAGGAACAAGCCCUGGCGGAUGCGGAGGAGGCUCACCCAUCUCAGGGAGUCUCAGCAGUUUGUUGAUAAGUUUGAAGGCGCUCUAGGCAAAGGGAAAGGCAGGAAGUGGUAUGCUUACAAAGUGAUGAUGAAAAAGAAAUGGAUCAAGUUCCAAAGAGAUUUCGAGAACUUCAGAACAGCGUGUAUACCGUGGGAACGAAAGAUUAAAGAAGUGGAAAGUCAUUUUGGCUCAUCGGUGGCUUCCUACUUCAUCUUUCUGAGGUGGAUGUACGGCAUGAACCUCGUGCUGUUUGGCUUCACCUUUGGCUUGGUCGUAAUCCCAGAGGUUUUGAUGGGCCUUCCGUAUGGGUCUAUCCCCAGGAAGACGGUGCCCAGGGCAGAAGCGGACAGUGCCCAGGACUACUCUGUCCUCAUGGACUUCAACGGCUAUUGCAAGUAUUCCGUGCUUUUCUACGGUUUCUACAACAACCAGAGGACUAUUGGGUUGCUCCAGUUCCGUCUUCCCCUGUCGUACCUCAUGGUCGGCAUCGGCACCUUCGGCUACAGCCUCAUGGUCGUGAUUCGAACGAUGGCUAAGAAUGCAGAUGUAGGAGGGGGCGAUGGGGAGGACGGGGAGUUCACCUUCGCCUGGAAGAUGUUCACCAGCUGGGAUUACCUCAUCGGCAACGCGGAGACGGCUGACAACAAGUACGCCUCCAUCACCACCAGCUUUAAGGAGUCCAUCGUGGACGAGCAGGAGAACCAGAAGGAUGAGAACAUCCACCUGCGGCGGUUUCUGAGGGUCCUGGCCAACUUCAUGAUCAUCUGCAGCCUUGGGGGGAGUGGCUACCUCAUCUACUUCGUGGUGAAGAGGUCUCAGGAGUUUGCCAGCAGGGAUGACCUCAGUUGGUACGAGAAAAACGAGCUGGAGAUCAUCAUGUCUCUGCUGGGCCUGGUGUGUCCUCCUCUGUUUGAGACCAUCGCUGAGCUGGAGGAGUACCACCCCCGUAUCGCCCUCAAGUGGCAGCUGGGGAGAAUCUUCGCCCUGUUCCUGGGGAAUCUGUACACCUUUCUGUUUGCCCUGUUCGAUGAGGUCAACACCAAGUUGGAGCUGGAGGGCUCCAUCAGGAACGCCUCUCUCUGGAACAUGAAGGAGUACUACGCCAACUUCACCCUCAACUCCAACGACACCGAGGCCACGCCCCCGCCCAUGCACCCCUCUGACAUCAUCAGAGGACCCUGCUGGGAGACGGGCGUGGGCAUAGAGUUUGUGAAGCUGACGGUCUCUGACAUCCAGGUCACCUACCUGACCAUCCUGAUCGGGGACUUUGCCCGGGCGGUCAUCGUCCGUUUCCUCAACUACUGCUGGUGCUGGGACCUGGAGGCCGGCUUUCCCUCCUAUGGAGAAUUUGACAUCAGUGGCAACGUGUUGGGCCUGGUCUUCAACCAAGGCAUGAUUUGGAUGGGGGCGUUCUACGCCCCGGGGCUGGUGGGGAUCAACGUGCUGCGGCUGCUCUCCUCCAUGUACUACCAGUGCUGGGCGGUGAUGGCCACCAACGUGCCCCACGAGAGGGUCUUCAAGGCCUCCAAGUCCAACAACUUCUACAUGGGCCUGCUGCUGCUCAUCCUCUUCCUCAGCCUGCUGCCCGUGGUCUACACCAUCAUGACCCUGCCGCCCUCCUUCGACUGCGGGCCCUUCAGUGGGAAGGCCAAGAUGUUUGACGUGAUCAUGGAGACCAUCGACCUGGACCUGCCCGCCUUCCUCGGGACGCUGUUCAGCUACGCGGCCAACCCAGGGCUGAUCAUCCCCGCCGUGCUGCUCAUGGUACUGGCCAUCUACUAUCUGAAUUCGGUGUCGGAGGCCUAUCAAGGGGCCAACAUGGAACUGAAGAAGAAGAUGCAGAUGGCCCGGGACGAGGAGAAGAACCGUAGGAACAACACGGAGAGCACCGACCAGGUGCAGAAGGACCUGGAGGACCUGCUGCCCAACCGCUCGCUGGCGCCGGAGCCCGAGAAGGAGGAGCCGCCCCCCAAGCCCACUAAGGUGAAGCCGGGGGCCGCCGGCAAGAAGGACCUGCAGAAGGACGUGACCCUGGCCUCGCCCAACCCCAACGUACGGGGGCCUGUGAACCGCCCGCCCGGCCCCAGGGGACCCGGACCGAUGCCUGGCCACCCGGGGGGGCCUGGCCCGGGGGGGAGAGGCCAAGGGAGGCCAGGGCCCCCUCCACGAUAAGGAGGAGAAGAGUGUGGAGUAAUCUCCCCCAGCCCCACCCAAAUCUUGUUUCGUUACAAACCCUCAACCCUACUGAGAUGCAUUGAUAACACACACACACACACACACACACACACACACACACACACACACACACACACACACACACACACACACACACACACACACACACACACACACACACACACACACACACACACACGUUGAAUGCAUUUAGACAGUUUAAACGUUUAGCAAACUUUUUUUAGCAUCUAUUCACAUUUAUUUUAAAUUCAUUUGACUAACCGAAUGGCUUGUUAUGAACUUUAUUAUUAAGUGUUACUAAUGUCUUUUUAGAAAUAUAAAGGAAUACUGUUAAAACAUCCCUCCAGGAACAUGGGAAUUUGGGUCCUGUUUUCCUUAAAAAAACCUCAACAAAAACAUAAAGAUGCAGUAGGUAAGAUGAUGUGACAUUGCAGGCCAGAAUACCAACAUUGUUGACAUGACACUAGGUGUUAUUUAUCCUCCAGGGAUACAGGCAACCUUCCUCAAGUGACCAGUGCUGUUUACCUUACAGCAGCAGAUGUGACCUGGAUAAGUUAAUACUAGGGAGUUGUAAGAAAACGUUUCACAUGCCUAAGGUGUUGGGCAGAGGAAGUGUGUGUUGGUUUUGUGUGUUGGAAUUCUGCAAGUAUUAAUUUGAACUUUUUUUUAUAUACACAGUAUAACUGAUUAUCUAUUUUUUUCAGGUAAUCUCAUUGAUAUUUUGUUUUCGGUUUCAAGUUCUUGACCAGUGAAAAGCAUGAAAACCAGCAAAUUACUAGUGAUCAAUUUAAAUUUAUUAGAAAUGGAAUACGAAAGUUUUAAAGUUUCAAGGAUUUUACAAAAUUGUAUUAUGCACUUAUAUACCUUCCUUUUUCAAAUAAAGUUUGACGUAUUUUAACUUCAA
Messenger RNA from Gadus morhua (Atlantic cod), 3469 nucleotides. RefSeq names its product transmembrane channel-like 2a (gene tmc2a). The record is from RefSeq and is a predicted model, not a curated record. The transcript is spliced from 19 exons. NCBI's taxonomy places the organism in Eukaryota, Metazoa, Chordata, Actinopteri, Gadiformes, Gadidae. The coding region runs from base 1 to 2541 and encodes 846 amino acids. Gene Ontology annotation, cellular component: plasma membrane. Gene Ontology annotation, biological process: detection of mechanical stimulus involved in sensory perception of sound; vestibular reflex. Gene Ontology annotation, molecular function: mechanosensitive monoatomic ion channel activity.